Xenia sp. Carnegie-2017 is the source of this 2721-nucleotide messenger RNA. RefSeq lists its product as uncharacterized. Gene Ontology annotation, molecular function: GTP binding. Lineage: Eukaryota; Metazoa; Cnidaria; Anthozoa; Malacalcyonacea; Xeniidae. The transcript has 9 exons. The record is from RefSeq and is a predicted model, not a curated record. Bases 1 to 2721 code for a protein of 906 amino acids.
AUGCAUGUUGCCAAAAUUGUCCAAUGUUUGAGUAAAAGUAAAUGCAAGGCUUUAAUUGGAUUCCCAUGCAUUUACAGUUUGUUUUGUGGACAUAGUAAUGUGUCCAAUUGUAAGCUUCUGUCAGAAGAUGUCCAAGCUUUCAAAGCUCUUCGAGAACUUGGAGAAUAUUUUGUAAGCACUAAAGAACUUCACAAGAGGCUGGAAGAGCAUAGUUUUGAGAGAUAUACCCACGAGGUUGAGCUGGCUUUGCUUCAAAGUUUUCUUGAUCUCAAGCCAUUCAAAGAAAAUACGAAAUGGGCCUCAGCAUCAAAUAAAAUUAUCCCCAAAGUAACUGGCGUUCGCUUCGAAAAUAUUGGCGAGGAGGUCAUCUUCAAAGUAAUUGGGAAUGAGAUGUGGAAAUCUUCUGGAUCAGAAAUUCAGACAACAAUCAAAGUAAAGAGCAUUUGCCACGAAGAUCAAGUUAACGUUCGUUUGAGAACGCAUUUUCAAUGCAGCAAACAUCUCCCUGCAUUCCAGGUUAAAGCAAAAACCACGACGUACACAGUCACAAAAAGGCAACAGCAACUUGCAAAGCAUCGUCCCAGCGAGAUAAUUGAAUUGGCGUAUCUCAGUGCUCUGUUGGAAAAACGUCAUGACGCUGAUAGAUCUGUCAGAAUGAAAUCCAUCCAGGACUUUUUUAAGAACGCUGUAUCAGUGGUGCCAAUUGAAAGUCUUUUUUAUGCUAUGGGAGAAAGCAGCUUAAACGUUAUGUUAGACUGCUGUGAAAUAGUUUCCGCAGGCAAUAUCGAUCUAAAGACAUUGGCUAUCUCUGGUUUUUUAAUAAAACCACUAAAAAUCGCCUUUUGUCGCAUACGUCAUGGACUUUCAUGCAUGAAAGCAUUGCCUUCCGAUGUAUCUUUUGAAGAGAAAUACAAUUUUUUCGUUAAUCGAUUUUAUAAAACACCGACUUCAUGCAAAUCGCCCACAUGGAAACGGAACAGAUUAAUUUUCUUUGCUCAAGAAAAUACGGAACUACGACCCAAUCCUAUGUUGCGAUGGGGUGAUAUUAAGUACUUACUGAAUAAGACUAAUGCACUCCUUGUUUCUCUUCUUCAUGAAGACGUUCCUCGACCAAGAUUCGGAGGAAGUGCAAAAAGAACAACUUUUCCUGCAUGUGAGACAGACCUACAGGUGAUUUAUCCAUCUUCGGAUAAGUUUGGCGAAAGCAAGACGAAGAUUCGUUGUAGUAAAGCUCCAAUCACAUUGCUAGUCGAUGGUAAAGAAAGACUCCAACAACUGGGUGAAAAACUAAAUGUGGAGAGCUCCUUUUGUAACGCGAAUAACGAGAUGCUGAACGUUUUGUAUGACUUGCUUAUUGAGUUUGAGACUUGCAAUGCUCUACUUGGUGAAUUCAUGCAAUCCCAAGUUCACAUCCCUCUCGAGCAAGCUGGUAAUGACAAGUACGUUGAUGAAUUUGCCAGACAAGAUGCCAACUCAAGGGGUUUAUCUGUGUGGGCAUUGUUGAUUGUGCCGUUUAACUAUUUGCAGCAAAUGGUAAGAUCAUCUGAAAGGUUUGGAAAAAUUGUCAUUGAAUUCUCUCGUCGCAUUAACGAUUUUCGGGAGUACAUAUUUCCUUCCGAGGAACUCGAGUUUCCUGACUACGACGAAAAGUUAAACUUUCUUGUGGGUAGCAUGAAGAAAGGAGUUACAUGCAACAAGAGUUACAUCAGUUAUUCUCUCGAACGGCAACUUGAGCGCCAAGGCAAGAAGAGGAACAUUUUUCACAACACUCCAAUUGAAAAUAUUCUUCAACAAUGGAAUGCUAACUUUGAGGAAGAAACUUUGACGCUAAGGAACAUUUUUCACAACACUCCAAUUGAAAUUAUUCUUCAACAAUGGAAUGCUAACUUUGAGGAAGAAACUUUGACGCUAGUGCCAUAUGAGUACCGUCCACUGAUUGCCCGAUGGAUCAGAUGGUCAUUGAUGAUCAAUUAUCUUAGAGAGAGUUUAGCCAAGCAGUGCGCAGUCGGUGUUGUGGGACUGGUUAAUUCAGGGAAAUCAAAGUUUGUCAGCUCCAUGUUUGAAGUACAGACAGCGAGUGGAACAACUGAUGAAAGACGUACCACAAUUCCUUUGAUUUAUAACUUGGAUGAACACAUCAAAGGUUUGGAUGUCAUUGAUUUUCCUGGUGUUGAUGAUCGUGAUGAGUCAAUUCCGAAAAUUGCUGAAUUGCUGUUUUGUUUGACUCGGAUUGUCGUAUUUGUUGUCGAUUACAGGAAAGUCCAUACAGAAUCAACGAAAAAAUGGCUUUCCAUACUUGAGAAAGAAAAUGUUCCCGUUCUUAUUUGUUUAACAUUUGCUGACAGACUUUUUGCUGAAUUAAUGGGGAAAGGAGGUGAUUGUGGCAUGGAGACAAUAAAAGCUAGAGUGGAGAGUCAAUUGGAAUGCAUCAAGACUAAAAUUGGAUUGCCAGAAAGCGGUCAUCAACGCGACUUUAAACUGGCUGUGUUUGCUCUUGGCAAUGAUUCCAAACUUAAUUCUGACGAGGGGAAAGCAAUGCUACGUAGAGUUGGUCUUUGUGAUGAACUUGACGUGGGCCGUUGGAUUGCGGAGAAAUUAGAUGAUGAAUAUGAAUCACAUGAAAUCUCACAGAAUCUUCUCAAAUACAUAGAGAACAAGAAAAGCAGUACUAUAGACUCGUGCAAGGUUGGUGCAUUAUUCAAUCUAAAAUGCUGUGUCUAA